Brassica oleracea var. oleracea is the source of this 822-nucleotide messenger RNA. RefSeq names its product aquaporin TIP2-1-like. Lineage: Eukaryota; Viridiplantae; Streptophyta; Magnoliopsida; Brassicales; Brassicaceae. The transcript is spliced from 3 exons. Gene Ontology annotation, biological process: transmembrane transport; water transport. Gene Ontology annotation, cellular component: membrane. Gene Ontology annotation, molecular function: water channel activity. The record is from RefSeq and is a predicted model, not a curated record. Bases 16 to 666 code for a protein of 216 amino acids.
CUUCUAUCGAUAAAAAUGCGGCCAAGCUACAACGUGAUAGGGGACAUCCUAAUAAGACGCUCGAUUGGCAGAGGUCCUAUUUCUACGUUAAAUGCGAUGGUUCUGCCUUCGAGGACCCUCCAGACGAUGACUACCGUGUCUUGUGGAACACUUUGCUUGCCGACCAUCCGACUUCUCGCGAAUCCCCGGAAGAGUUUCUUGCGAACGCUCGUGCUAUUGCGAGACUCGCUCAAGAGCACUGGGGGAAUAUUUCUUGGGAAAGGGUUCGCCGUUCGAUCGACCGUAUUUCCAGGAGCGGUUCCAACUCACAGCGUUGUGGCUGGACUAGGAGCGAUAGAAGGAGUAGUGAUGGAGAUCAUUAUCACCUUCGCUUUGGUCUACAGUGUCUACGCCACCGCCGCUGAUCCCAAGAAAGGUUCUCUUGGAACCAUCGCUCCUCUAGCCAUUGGUCUCAUUGUUGGUGCCAACAUCCUCGCUGCUGGUCCAUUCUCCGGUGGAUCCAUGAACCCAGCACGUUCAUUUGGACCAGCUGUUGCAGCUGGAGACUUCUCUGGUCACUGGGUCUACUGGGUGGGACCACUCAUCGGUGGUGGACUCGCUGGACUUAUCUACGGAAAUGUUUUCAUGUCAUCUUCCGAACAUGUGCCUCUUGCAUCUGACUUCUAAGCAUAUAAAAUGCGAUGAUUCUUGAUUUAUAUUUCUGUGUAUGAUUUCUUUGUCGUCUCUCGAUUGAUAUGUUGCUUUGUUUGGAGUUUGGUCCCGUUUCGUUGUAAUUGUUUAUCCAAUAUGUAUGAAUAUCAUUUAAUGGAAGGCUAUUUGGUU